GAUUUCCACGAGUCCAUUGUUUAGCUGCAGUCCAGAGCUUGCAGGUCUUGACGCAACAUCACAAGGCAGAAAGUUACUUAAGAGUUUCCUGCCCCAGCUUCCCAGCGAUGUUGAGCUCAACGCGCAUGUAUUGCCUGGCGGGGCUGGGGGUGACUGCAGCGUCUGCGCUGCUCGCGAGCUACUUACGUCACAGGAGAGAGGAGGAGAUGUUGUGGGUGGAGGUUGGCCGUGUAGAAGACCUCGUAAUUUUUCCCAUCAAGUCCGGCCACGGUACAAGCGUGCACAAAGCCACGGCCACCAAAUUCGGCCUACAGUGCGGACCUCUCACGGACAGAGCAUUCGUGGUGGUGUUGGUGACGCCGGAAAAGAUGGUGCACAUGAACUCGGGUAUGGUGCCCAUGUUGGCCACCAUCAGCGCUGCCAUCACAGAGAGCUCGGUGGUGCUUUCCUCUCCCGUCACCAAGGCAACCAAUUCUUUCGAUCUCCACAAAACUGUUCAGAGACUCAUCUUCGUCGGCGACCCGGAGACUUUCAAGAACGUUGCCAGAGCACCGAACGUUUACCCCUUCACCCAAUUCAAAAACACAGAUCUGCGGCUCUAUCACGACACUUGUGCUUUCCUCGUCACAUCACCGUCUAGCCUUGACGAUCUCAACACGCGUUUGGAGACCCCAGUGACCAUGAACCAGUUUAGAUCGAACAUCAUAGUUAGCGGACAGCCGGCUUUUGACGAGGACAAUUGGGCCUACGUUAAAAUUGGUGAUUCAACAAUCCUGCGCACGCUCAAACCACGAGAGUCGUGCAUCCGCAUCAACGUCAGGCCUGACAGCGGCAAGCGCCAGAACGAAGUGUUGGACGUAAUGAGGAAGUACAGAGUGCCUCCAAUGCCGGAGAAGCUGGCUAAGCAAUGGGCGCACAAACCCAUCUUCGGGCUGCACAUGGCGCUGGACCAGCCAGGGGACAUCGCAGUUGGUGACACGGUCUAUGCCGUCAGGAGGAAGCCUGAGUGGUUCCUGUAACGCUUGCUCGUCUUGGCCGACUCGUGACUGAGGAAAUCGUGGUUCCAACAACUCAUUAAAAUUUUUCGUUAUAACUGAAGGAUUUGAAAGCCAGAUUUGCAAUGCUUGAACUAUUGCAAAGUUGAUUGUGGGCAAGGAAUGGGCUCGGAACGCAUCGAGGGAGAACAAAAUUCGUUAUCUGUUUGUAUCAUUACACAGUCUGUCGCUAAUGACAUUGCAAUAAAAUGUAAUGACACUGACCCAAUUAUAAAUGAAUAUUUUAACUGAAGUUAAUGACCAAAAGUAACCUCAUACGAAGGUCAAACUUUGCUCUGAAGCCGCAUCUGGAUUGCUAAUCCACGCGAUAUACGGGACUAAAUAUAGCAGAUUGCCUUGCAAUUAAUCCACGGAGACAUUGCCUCCUCAUUCUUACGACAACGAAAUUUAAUUGAUUUAGUUUUCGCUCUUAAUUUUGUGGACAAUAAUCAUGUAUAACGUAUUCUUGAAUUGGUUUAAAUUUCCCAACUAUAUAAAUCAACCUAUAUAAUUUGAAUCACAAAGAAAAAAACAACUCAAUAUAUAUAAGUAACCAACUGUCUUAUUUUUAAGCUCAAUGUAUCUUCACUACGAAACAAGAAUUUAUAUAAUAUGAAAUUUCUUGUUCAUUAUACCUAAUAGGUAUCAUGAAUAGGUACAAUAUUCUUAAAUUUAAACGGUUCGAUAGAAUUAGUCAAAAAAGAGAUGCGGUUUUUAAACGAUAAGGCGGUGUCAAUGUCGUGUUUUUCUCUCUAGAAUCAUGACACUUUAAUAACUGCGAGACGUGAAGUUUUUUAUCUAGUUUUUAUAGUAGUUUUGUAUUAUCUAGCCGUGUUUUUUAUUAUCUAGCAUCGUAGUUUAUUAGAAUUUUCCAACUGCAUUCUUUUUUAUUAUUAUUACUAAUUUGCUACAUAGAUUUUCCAUGGCUUUGCAGGAAUGCACGCGGGAAACGCUUUUUAGAUAAGUGUUGUGUUUUAGUUGAUAUUAUUUUAAAAUGAAUUUCUUUUAUAUUAUUUAAGUUGCGUUUAUUUUGAAUUUUGAAUCGAUAUGCGUGGCAGUCGCAUAAUUUGUCGGUUUUCAGUUUUUUCCAAUGUUAUUUCCCCAUUUAGACAAAGGGGGGUUUCACUUAUCUAGGUACAAUAAUAAUGUCAUAAGCGCAAAAUGCUUUAAGUAACUUAAUAAAAUUUAGUAACAAUCAAGAUCGAAAUUGCUCCUAUAUAGAUUCCCGACAGCUCAUUCUUUAAUUGGGUCCCAGCUUUCAAUUUUUAUUAAUUCGACAAAAUUUGUCUUAGAUAUUUACAUGAUGGUUUUUACUGCUGCCGGCACCGGCGCAUAAAUGCUUUUUAUUA
Messenger RNA from Hyalella azteca, 2383 nucleotides. Its product is annotated as mitochondrial amidoxime-reducing component 1. Lineage: Eukaryota; Metazoa; Arthropoda; Malacostraca; Amphipoda; Hyalellidae. Gene Ontology annotation, molecular function: catalytic activity; molybdenum ion binding; pyridoxal phosphate binding. The record is from RefSeq and is a predicted model, not a curated record. The coding region runs from base 108 to 1019 and encodes 303 amino acids. The transcript is spliced from 7 exons.